Messenger RNA from Culicoides brevitarsis, 1227 nucleotides. RefSeq lists its product as uncharacterized. Gene Ontology annotation, cellular component: plasma membrane. The transcript has a single exon. NCBI's taxonomy places the organism in Eukaryota, Metazoa, Arthropoda, Insecta, Diptera, Ceratopogonidae. Gene Ontology annotation, molecular function: odorant binding; olfactory receptor activity. Bases 1 to 1227 code for a protein of 408 amino acids. The record is from RefSeq and is a predicted model, not a curated record. Gene Ontology annotation, biological process: detection of chemical stimulus involved in sensory perception of smell; sensory perception of smell.
AUGAAAAAUCUCUCAACAAAGGAAAAAAUUUCUUUUGACGCCAUUUGGAAGCGCCUCAAGUUCAUGGAUGCCGCCGUUGGACUUUUUUUGUUCCGAGAUCCGUCGGAAAAGGUCUCUCCUUGGUUGAAAUUUCUUACGCGAGUUCAACUGCGACAUGCAAUUUUGGUGCCUUUGGUAUUAAUUUCGACAGUUGUCAUCACAAAAUUCGCUCUGAUCAACAUAAUUUUCUGCUUUUCUCUCGUAACGUUGCUGCUGCCGCUGCAUUGCACUCUGAUCUCGUGCGAAUCGAAGCAAAAGAAUCUCCGGAGACUCUUCAAGUGGUGCGCGUCACUAUAUGACGUGAAAAGAAGUUUUCGCGAACAAAUUCGGGAAAUUGCUGCAACGCAUUUAGCGUCGUUGGAGAAAAGGGCGUCGUUCGCAUUGAAGUGGCUCACGAUAAUUUUGUACAUCGACAACGCCGGAUACUCGUUGGGCUUUGCAAUCAUCGGAAUUUGCUUGCCGGAUGACAUUUAUCCGAAAUUUAAGUUGCCUGUUCCGUUUUAUUUUCCCUUCAGCGUGUGGGAAAAUUGGCCAGCAUUUCUUCUGACAAUUUUUGGUCAAUUUAUUAUUGCUUUCGAUGGAGCUUCGAUCACAAUUUACGCGUUUGGCCUCUAUUUUUGCACCUGCUUUCACGUUUUGUGCUAUUUGGACAUCAUUUUAGCCUCAGUUCGGCAGCUGCGGAAGGAAAUGCUCGCCAAUUUGGAAGGUUUCGUCAUCAAGGAGGACCUAAAAUUCGAAAAAUGGAUUAAAAUUUUGACAGAUAUGAUCGUUGAUGUUCACGUCAAUGCGAAUAUUUGCAACGAUUUGUUCAAAAUUACCGCUUUUUUGUUGGAAAUUGCGAGUCUCGGAUCGUUUUUCAUUUUUGGCUUGAUAAUGAUGGUCCUGAAAGAGCAAUAUUUGUUUGGGUUUGGCAUUAUUUUUGUCAUGUUCUUGUUUUACGUCGUUUGUUUCGUGAACGAAAAAAUUCGCGAUAGAUUUUGCGAAAUCAACAAGGCUUUGUAUAACCUUCCGUGGUACGGAUUGUCAGUGCCGCAGAAAAAGCAACUUUUGAUGAUCCUGAAUUGCGAUAAAAUUCAACAAGGAGUCAGUUCGGCAGGCAUUCACUACUUAACGGUGCAACGAUUCGCCUCUGUCGUUAAAGCUGGCUACACUAAUUUGCUCAUUUUGAAAGAUUUGAUCCAAAAAUAA